Molecule: messenger RNA, 2205 nt
Organism: Pristis pectinata (smalltooth sawfish)
Lineage: Eukaryota; Metazoa; Chordata; Chondrichthyes; Rhinopristiformes; Pristidae
Product: GPI mannosyltransferase 4-like
Exons: 3
Coding region: 157-1908 (583 amino acids)
Biological process (GO): GPI anchor biosynthetic process
Cellular component (GO): endoplasmic reticulum membrane
Molecular function (GO): alpha-1,2-mannosyltransferase activity
Source: RefSeq, a predicted model, not a curated record
ACGCAGGGUUGAGCGCCAUGACGCCACGAAGAAACAGGCAAUCAACGUUAUCGUAUUGGAAUAUAUUUACGCGGCUCUUCCGUUUAUCCUGCCGUGGCCGUUCCGUGUCUGAUUGAGCCAUGCGACGUUUUGAUACUCUACAAUAAAGUGCUCAGUAUGGCACUCAAAUUAAUGUGGUUGGCUCUUGGAGUGGUCAGGGUACUGUGGUGCUUGGCACCACAAACAGGCUACAUACAUCCUGAUGAAUUUUUUCAAUCUCCAGAGAUCAUGGCAGGUGAUAUUUUGAACCUCAAAACGUUUCGUACUUGGGAAUUUAAUACCAGUUACCCCAGCAGAUCAGUCCUUUUCCCAUUGAUCACUGCAGGCUUUUCAUUUACGGUACUUAAAGCCUUAAACAAUACUGGCCUUUUUGAUAACAUUAUAAACAGUUACACUUUAUUGAUUUUCCCCAGAUUCUACCUGACAUGCCUGUCUUUUAUAUUGGACUAUUCUGUAUACCAUUUAGCCUGUGUCUGGAGAGUAGAUCCAUGGAAAACUUUGACACUGUUGGGUGGGUCACACGUCAUGUUGGUUUUUUACACUAGAACAUUUUCAAAUGUUAUAGAAGCAGAUUUGUUUGCAUUGCUACUGUUGUUGGUAGCUAUGGACACAAAGCAAGCAAAUGUGGGCCCAGGUACUGGAAAAGAGGACAGAUGGAACAAUAAACAUCUUAUUGGGAUUGUUUUAGCCUCUGGGUUUUUUAAUAGGCCCACGUUCAUUGCUUAUGCUUUAGUGCCGAUGUUCCUGUGGCUUUCUCGUGAUCAGAAAGGCACAUUUCAAUUCAAUUUAAACCACUUCAUGACAAAUUGUGUUGGCAUUUUCAUUUCUGCAAUUGCAACCAGUUUUCUUUUCAUUGUGACAGAUGCACUGUAUUUUGGGUCAUUGUUGUCCAAAUGGGACUGGCUUUCGAAAGAUGGGAGUACUGUGUACAAACAUAUUGUUGACAUAAGCCAACAUUUAGUUUUAACCCCUGUCAAUCUUAUUUUGUAUAACUUAGAUCAAAAAAGCCUUAUUGCACAUGGUAGUCACCCUUGGUUUACACAUUUAACACUGAAUAGUUUUCUGUUGUUUGGUUGCCUUCAUUUGUCUGUUGUUGUAUCUGGUACCAAAAUGAUGAUCAGCAAGUUUGCCUGCAAAGCCAGCUCUUAUACUUCUCGCAAAAACCAUUUGGAAAAGAAAUUGUCGGCACAGCUGUCUUCGACUUCCCACUUCGAUGUGUAUUUGUUCCUUGUCUAUUUAAUCCCCAUCAUUGUUCUAUCAUUGUUUAAUCAUCAGGAACCAAGGUAUAUUAGCCCACUCAUUGUGCCACUUGUUAUUCUCAGUGCUCCAAAAUGUGAUAUGUUCCAAUGGAAAGUUAUUAUAGUACUGUUUAAUAUCUUGGGGUCAGUGCUAUUUGGCUGUUUGCACCAAGGUGGUCUAAUUCCUUCUCUGUCCUACUUGGAGAAAACUCUUCAUUCAAAGAAUCAUGUGGCUAAGCAGUACGAGUAUGAUUUGGUAUUUUACCAUACCUACAUGCCUCCUAGAUAUCUUCUGAACAUUAACUCAAACCAAGAGUUCAUCAGAAUCAUUGACCUGGGUGGGUCAGAUGUGCAGGUGCUCAACAGCACAGUGAAAGGGCUGCUUGACGAUAGAUAUUCCAAACAUUUUGGGAAGAAUCAGGAAAGGAAUAUCUAUAUCAUUGCACCUGGUACUGUUCAAAAUGAUAUUGAUAACUGUGGAUUUUAUUGGAAAACUGUGAAGUCCUUCUUUCCCCAUUUAACUAUGGAAGAUCCUCCUCACGUUCCUUCUCUUCUGUCAAAAAAUGGAUUAAGCCAGCUGAGUCUUUACAUUUUUGAGGUGCAUAUAAAGUCAAAGAACUCUGAAACCUAGUUUUAUUUUUGGUGUUUUCCUGUCAUCUAUUGUACAGUUAACCUGGAACAUGGACUGAUUGUAAAAGAACAUGAAUGCUUUAACAGAACUUCACAUUAUUCACAACAUCUGAAGCCUGAACACAACAGAAUAAGCAUGUUGUCAUUUUUUUAACAAAUAAUCAUAGAAUUGCUGUGUAAAAGAAACGCAGGAAAAAAUAUUUUGGUUUCUACAGACUGAUUAUCUUGGAAUCGGGGUACUUGGGAAAUAUAUAUAUUUCACACACACAUAUAUAUAUAUAUAUAUACACACACACAC